AUGCACCGCAUUGCUGCGAAAUUCGUUCCCAGACAUCUGUCGCGAGAACAAAAAGACCACCGGCUACAAAUUUGUCAAGAUCUGCAGCAGCAAUGUCUGGAUAACCCGGAACUCUUAACAAGGAUCAUUAUCGGUGAUGAAAGUUGGAUUUAUGGGUACGAUCCUGAGACUAAGCAGCAAUCUUCGCAGUGGAAAAGCUCUCAAUUUCCACGACCGAAGAAGGCGAGACAGGUCAAAAGCUCAACAAAGAGCAUGAUCAUUGUUUUUUUCGAUAUUCAUAGGAUUGUGCACCGCGAAUUUGUUCCCACGGGUCAAACAGUGACUGGUGCUUUUUAUUGUGACGUUUUGAGACGUCUCAGGGAGGACAUUCGUCGGAAACGACCACAACUGUGGACAAAGAAGAAUUGGGUGCUCCAAGACGACAACGCGCCAGCAUACAGAGCACUCGUAACACAAAAGUUUUGUGUACGAAAUGUAACAUAA
Megachile rotundata (alfalfa leafcutting bee) is the source of this 483-nucleotide messenger RNA. RefSeq lists its product as uncharacterized. The record is from RefSeq and is a predicted model, not a curated record. NCBI's taxonomy places the organism in Eukaryota, Metazoa, Arthropoda, Insecta, Hymenoptera, Megachilidae.